UUCAGGCCUUCCCUCCGUUUGCCAUUUUCUUGCCAGGAGAUUGCAUUCCUGCAGGUUUCAGCAGCCUGUUGCAAAAAGCUUUUGUUGGGCGGAUGCCUCCCUCUGAAGCUCUGUUCCUACUGGCAAAGGCUUUUUGAAAAGGGUUGCCAAAACCUACAAGGAUGCAACACUCAAGUGCUUUGCUGACAAGAAAAAAGACCUGAAGGGGGGCGCGUUCCUCCAGGUCUCCUUUUUCAUCGCUGAAGACCGUCUUAAGCAGUUUGUUGGUGAGAAAGAAGAUCUGGAAGGGCACAUGCAGCCCUCUGGGUCCCUUUUUUCAUAGCAGAAGUCUUCUUCAAGCUCUUUGCUGAAAAGAAAGGAGGGAACAGGCAAAGAAACAGGCUGGAGGAGACAGAUCUUCAUAAGGCCAGAAUGGGACAAAUUGCCACAGUCAGCUCACCACCUCCAGUUUGCCACCAUCAAGUUGCUUCUACCAACUCACCACGGCCAAGUUGCCAUAGAGGACCUCCACAUGUCCAACUCACCAUGGGGACAACUCACCAUGGGCAGUCAGAGUGAGAGCUGGACAGUUUCUGAUGAAACUUGCAGCAAGCAACAGAAAAGUCUUCCCUAUUCUGGAACCCUGUACUCUUUAACUGCUCCUUUAGGGAGAGAGGAGGAAAGAGGGGAAGAUCAAACUUGCAGCUGUUCUGGAAGACUUGUUCCAUCUUGCAGUUUCUGUGGAAAAGUAGAAAAUUCAAGGAAGUUGCUGUGUGGAUUCAUUAAGACAAAAUGCUUUCUCUGAAGAAAUAUUUCACUGAAGGACUCAUUCAGUUCACAAUUUUUCUCAGCUUGAUCGGAGUGAGGGUGGAUGUAGAUACUUAUCUAAAUUCACAUCUCCCUCCUUUGCGGGAGAUCUUUCUGGGCCAGAGCUCUGCAUACACUCAAACACAGUUUCACAACCUGCGGAACACCCUAGAUGGCUAUGUUAUACACCCCAAAAGUGUAGAUCUGGACUACUAUUUUACAGCUCGACGGCUUCUCAACCAAGUUAGGGCCUUGGACAGGUUUCAGGUGCCCACCACUGAAGUCAGUGCUUGGCUGGUACAUCGCGAUCCUGAAGGUUCUGUCUCUGGUGCCCAACCCAAUACAGGCAUUUCCCUUGAGAAUGGCAGUAGCUUGCAAAAUGGAACUGCUUCAGACAAUGUAGUCAGAGAAAAUGCAAUGGAACAAGCAUAUAGUGAAGAGUUGGAAGACCUAGGUGCAGUGGCUCCUCCACUAAACGGUGAUCUAACUAAAGAGGUAUGUAUAGCAAUAUUAUAUGGGAUAACCUAAGAGAAAGAAAAUAAUUGUUUGAGGAUCUCACUAACUUUCAUUAAUAAAUAUACUGAUUUUUGCCAAUAUUUAACAUUUCUUUGAUAAGAGUGAAAUAACAAUAUUAGUAAUCUAUGUUGAUACAUGAUGUAUAUCCAAGAGUCAGACCUCAUAAACAAUUUAUUAUAUAAAAUACAUUAAAUGUUUCUAUUUUCUUCUAAACCAAUGGUUCCCAAACUUCAUUACUCAAAGCUACUUAUUAGAAAGUUGAACUUUGAGGACAGGUCAUAAGUCCCUUUGUUCAGCAUUAUCAUAACUUUAAAUGGUUACUGAAUGUAUGGUUGUGACUCAAGGACUAUCUGUAUUAAAAACAUAACUAAGUGAUCUUUAAGUU
Molecule: messenger RNA, 1687 nt
Organism: Thamnophis sirtalis
Lineage: Eukaryota; Metazoa; Chordata; Lepidosauria; Squamata; Natricidae
Source: RefSeq, a predicted model, not a curated record